UCGGAGUUAAAGUCUGAGUCGGAGUGAGGGGGAGGGAUGUGGGGGCUUCUGGUGCUGCUGCUUCUCUGGGGCAGUUGGGGGGGCAGCGGGCGCCUCAUUUACCCCUCGGGUCUCCUCACGGUCCGGCGGCAGAAUCACUUGGGGUCGGGUCAGGAGGGGGGUCGCGCUGGGGAACAGAGAGGAGACACCGGGAACAGAGGGAAGAGCGGGGGUCGCAGACUCACCUGGGUCAGGACUGAGGAUUCUCGGGCGGACGAGCAGGACUGGAUCUCCGGGAAUCGGCCGAGGAAUCCCGACAAAGUGACCGCAAUGAGGGACGAGGAUUCGGAGAGAAGAACGAGGUUCCGGGCGGAGGAGUUUGAGCUCAAAACCAACAGCUUCUCCCUCACCGGAGACUCGGCCCAUAACCAGGCGAUGGUCCAUUGGUCCGGCCACAACAGCAGCGUGAUUCUGAUCCUGACAAAGCUGUACGAUUACAACCUGGGGAGCAUCACGGAGAGCUCGUUGUGGAGGUCAACGGAUUAUGGGAGGACAUACGAGAAGCUGAAUGAUAAAGUCGGGCUAAAGACCAUUCUCAGUUACCUGUACGUGUGCCCCACAAACAAGCGCAAGAUCAUGCUUCUAACGGACCCUGAGCUAGAGAGCAGUCUGAUGAUAAGUUCAGAUGAAGGGGCCACUUACCAGAAGUAUCGGCUCAAUUUCUACAUUCACAGCCUCCUCUUCCACCCAAAGCAAGAAGAUUGGAUCCUGGCCUACAGCAUAGAUCAGAAGCUAUUCAGCUCAGCAGAAUUUGGCCGACGUUGGCUCCUGCUCAGUGAGGCUGUGGCACCAAAUAGAUUUUAUUGGACCGUGACCAUUUCUAGCCGGGACUCGGAUCUGGUGCAUCUGGAGACUAAAACUGCAGAAGGGCAUGCCCAGUACAUCAUGUGCCGAAUGUCCAACUGUUCGGAGGCAGCGAGGGGGAAGCCGUUCCCGGGAUUCAUAGACACCAACUCGCUCAUCGUACAGGAUGAAUAUGUGUUUGUGCAGCUGACAUCAGGAGGAAGACCCCAUUACUUUGUGUCCUACCGACGGGAGCCCUUUGCACAAAUGAAACUGCCCAAAUACUCCAUGCCAAAGGACAUGCACGUUAUCAGCACCGACGAGAAUCAGGUGUUUGUGGCCAUUCAGGAGUGGAACCAGAACGAGACCUACAACCUCUACAUAUCGGACACGCGGGGGAUAUUUUUCACUUUGGCUCUGGAGAAUGUGAAGAGCAGCCGUGGCCCCGAGGGAAAUGUAAUGAUCGACCUGUACGAGGUAGCAGGGAUAAAGGGAAUGUUCUUGGCUAAUAAGAAGGUUGGCAGCAAAGUGAAGACUUUCAUCACGUACAAUAAGGGGAGAGACUGGAACCUGCUACAGGCCCCCGACUCUGAUCUAAAAGGAAACGCAGUCAACUGCCAGCUGCCGUACUGUUCCCUGCACCUCCAUCUGAAAGUGUCGGAGAAUCCCUACACCACCGGGAAUAUCGCCAGCCGGGAUACGGCCCCUGGGAUUAUUGUGGCUUCAGGGAAUAUUGGAUCGGAGUUGACAGAGACAGAGAUCAGUAUGUUCAUCUCAUCAGACGCCGGCAAUACAUGGAGACAGAUCUUUGAUGAGGAGCACAGUGUCCUGUUCCUGGACCAAGGGGGGGUUCUGGUGGCCAUGAAGCACACGUCCCUCCCCAUCCGACACUUAUGGCUGAGUUUUGAUGAGGGAAGAUCAUGGAGCAAAUACACCUUUACUUCUACUCCACUGUUUGUUGAUGGUGUUUUGGGGGAACCCGGAGAAGAGACGCUCAUUAUGACAGUUUUUGGCCAUUUUAGUCAUCGAUCCGAGUGGCAACUGGUGAAAGUGGACUACAAGUCAAUAUUUGAGCGCCGUUGUUUCCCAGAGGAUUAUUUGCUGUGGCAGCUCCAUAGCCAGGGGGAAACGUGCAUUAUGGGGGCCCGCAGAACCUACAGGAAGAGGAAGUCAGAGCACAAGUGCAUGCAGGGCAAGUAUGCAAGAGCCGUCUCCUCGGAGCCCUGCGUGUGCACAGAGUCAGACUUUGAGUGCGAUUAUGGGUUUGAGCGCCACAGUAAUGGGCAAUGCUUGCCAGCAUUCUGGUACAAUCUGUCCUCACUGUCCAAAGACUGCAGCCUCGGGCAGAGCUACCUGAACAGCACUGGUUACAGGAAGGUGGUCUCCAAUAACUGCACAGAUGGGGUGCGAGAGCAGUACACGGCCAAACCACAGCAGUGCCCCGGGAAAGCGCCGCAUGGCCUGCGAAUCAACACUCUGGAUGGGAAGCUGACGGCAGAACAAGGACAUAAUGUGACUUUUGUUUUGCAGUUGGAGGAGGGUGACGUCCAUAAAACAAAUAUCCAAGUUGAUUUUGGAGACGGAAUUGCAGCUUCUUACGCCAACCUUAGCGCCACUGAAGAUGGCAUCAAGCACGUCUAUCAGAAUGUGGGCAUCUUCCGAGUGACAGUGAAGGUGGAAAAUAACUUGGGCUCAGACAGUGCCCUCCUCUACCUGCACAUAACAGCCCCCCUGGAGCACAUUCACCUCCUGGUGCCGUUCGUCAGCACAAAGAACAAGGAGAUCAACGCGUCGGUGGUUCUGUGGCCGAGUCACGUUGGCACCGUCACCUACGUCUGGUGGUUGGGCAAUAACAGUGAGCCAAUCAUUUCCCUGGAGAGAAUCAUCUCUUUCACCUUCUCUGCUGAAGGAAUGAACAGUAUCACAGUGCAGGUCACGGCCGGGAAUAAGAUUCUGCAGGAUACGAAGACGAUCGCUGUGUAUGAACAAUUCCAGUCCCUGCGUCUUUCCUUCUCACCAAACCUGGAUGACUAUAAUCCUGAUAUUCCCGAAUGGAGACGAGACAUCAGUCAUGUGAUUAAGAAAUCGCUUCUGUCCGCCUCAGGCGUAAACAGUCAACAGAUAUUAGUCGAUGUCCUUCCCGGACUUCCCACCUCUGCCGAACUCUUCAUUUUGCCCAACCAAUGGGAGACUGGGGAAAAUAAGAAGAAUUCCGAAGAUCUGGUUCAGAUUUCCGACCUUUUCAUCAACAAGUUGCACCAAGAGUUGGCUCAUUUUGAGCUGAAGCCGGGGGUCCGAGUCCUGGUACACGCCGCACACCUAACCGCAGCUCCAUUGGCGGACCUGUCUCCCAGUCACAGUGGUUCUGCAAUGCUGAUGCUCUUGUCCGUGGUCUUUGUGGGACUGUCUGUCUUUGUCAUCUAUAAGUUCAAAAGGAAAAUCCCUGGAAUUAAUGUUUAUGCACCAAUGCAGAAUGAAAAAGAGCAAGAGGUGGUCAGUCCAGGCAGUAACAGUGAAAACACUGACCCUCAAAAUCAGCCGCUGGGCAAGUUGGAAACACAGCCGUAGGAAGUAUUUCCACAGUUGCUGAAAUACAAAGCACAAACAACAACCCAACCUACGUAAACGUUUGAAUGGGAAAGAAACAUCCCAUCAUCUCCUGGACUAUUACAAUCCUUCAAACUGUGGUUUUUAGCUUUAAACCUGCACAAGAAGAUGCACCAAGACACGCAGGUUCCACCUUUUUUAGGAAUCUUCUAUUCAACACGACUUGUGUCUGUAGAUAAUACAUUUCCUUUCCGAAACAUUGCAUGUUUUCCCUUUUCCAUCCAUCUUUUGUGCCUCAGACAGAGGAAGAAGGGGUAAGCCUUUUUGGGUUGAUGUUAGUUUGAGGAGCCCUGGACAGAAGCUAAGGUGGUCAUCUGCUGGUAGGUUCGAUGAUGUUUUUACUGUGGGUGGAUAGGGCAGAAUUGUAUAUAAUACUUUAAAAGAAAAGCAAUGUAUACAUCUUCAGAAAGGAUCAUUGUAACAUCACUUUCACUAUCUCUGGGAACUUAAGAAAAUCUUUUGUAAACUUGCGUUUACGGUGAUCACUUGCGGCACAAACAUUCAAGUUUUAUGUAACUCUUUGUAAUGUUGUGUUUGUGGGAUGGCAGAGCUGGAUUCUCCUGGAUGCCAAAGUAGAUUUAUGUGCCAGAUAUUUGUAACUUGCCCCAAGCAUUCAGAAGAUUAACCUCCUGAAGGAUCUCAGAGUCCUCAUCAUGUUCGGAUGUGAGUUUUGACAACCUACGAAAGGAUUCUAAGACUUGAACUCAUUCAGUUUGAUCUGAUUUCUCUUUGGGUGGCUCUGUGGGUACAAGAACAGCCCCAACAUUAAUGCUCGAAAGAUAAGAAAUAUAAAUGUAGAACAAGUGAGAGGCAAUGAAGACUUGUGCGGUUCCUUCCUCUGCUAUUAUUGCCUUUCUCUGUCUCCCAUUGUAACACUCGCUGUUCCUCUGUCAGCAACUCUAUUUCCCAAUGUCCCCGGCCAUUGUCUGAGGAAGAAUAGAAACCUUUAAAUUGGAUGAUGCUCAAAAUCAGUUCUUGAACCCUGUCAGUCUGGUGGAGAAUGCAUAAAAUGCUGGGCACAAUAGGAUAUAUUCAGGCUAUUGUGUGAGCCUGGCAGUUAUUUUACUUGAUGUGAUACAAAGAGUAUUCAGUGUGUGUCAGCAGAGUUUCUGUAAUACACAGAUAGGGCGCUGAUAAUCCCAUUGGACACAGAGGCUAAGAGCCUUUCACCCAAUACUGUGCCCUUCUCUUCUUUAUCACUUACUGUAUUUAUUUGUCAGGUCAAUAUAGACUUGGUUUCACAAAUGCCAGACCCCUAAUCCCCAAUGCUAAGAGCAAACACACAAUAAUCACAGAGUUUGUUCAUUUCCACUCAGAUUCCCUGAGGGUUCAGCACUGGAUUCUCUCCUGCGUGGGCUGAUUUCAUCUUAAUUAAUCCGUAUAUAGUACUGGUAUAGCCCCAAUAUCUCCCGUCUUCCUUCACUCAAACAAAGACCAGGUCUGGUUGUAGGGAAGACACAAGGGCAUUUGCUGUUGUGUCCCACCAAAUGAAGAGCCACAUGGGGGAAAUAAAGGCAAAAAUACAGGGUAGGUCUAAUAUUUCACUCUGGACAUUGUAAAUAUCCCCUCAUCCAUUCCAAUUUCCCUCUCUCAGAACACUGAAAUAUUUCAAUCCCUCCCCCACCCGAUAUUUAAUAAAAAAAGGAACAAUUGCAGCCUAUUUCUGUAUUUAUCAAUAAACCAUGUGCCAAAAUGCUAGAACUAUUUGUGCAGGUGAUUUUUAUAGCUAUAUAUAUAAUAUAAACCAUCAAUUAUUCAUAUGUUUUAUUUCCUGUGCAUGUUCUGCAAAUGGAACACAAAUGACUGUUGAAUGACUUAGAAUGAGUAGAGACGAUGAAGACGAAGGUUUAUCAAAGCUCAAAGUGUUUCUAGGAAAGUGAUAUGGGGGAGGUUGGUCAGAUUUUGGCCAUAGAUAGAGGAAUGGGUCAUAUGGUCUGGGCACACAACAAAGGUAACUCUGUUUGUAUGGAACCAACAAUCACCUUUUUUAGCCUUUCUCUUCAUUCUGGGUUGAAAACAUCAAAGUCAGAAAGAAGUGAAAUGUCAAUACAGUAACAGAGAAGAAAAAUGUUAAAUCCCAAGUCAAAAACUCAAGUGACCUGAAUAUUUUGUAAAAUUUUAAUGAAUUCUUUUCAUAUUUUGUCCAUAUUUUUUUUAUCCGUGGAUGGAAAUAUUGGAUUUGGUAUAGGCCGGUCCAUGUUCUAACUGUGUGUUGGCCAAUAGAUUGGUCUAACCUUGUGAAUGUUCUAAUGGUCUUGUGACCUACAGGUUGGUGUGACCCACUGGGUUCUACAGAUUUCUUUUGACAUUUCAAAGUUGUGGAACACAAAAAAGCAAUUAAGAGAUGUUCAGACUUCAUUAAAAGUUCAUUUGAUGAGAGAGGGGGCUUCGAGAGUAGGGAUGUUCAAGUCACCCUAAUACAUGUGGGCAUGAGUAAAGCAUCUUAAUACAAUAUAAUUGAGGGUGUAUGUAUCCUGGAUGUUCUGCCUAUAAUAUAAAAGUAUUAUAUAAGUAUAUUUGCUUUACUAAUGCCCAUUCUCUUGUUCUGCUUUUUAGAGGCCACGAAAAAAAAAGAACAAAAUAUUUCAUUUUUCAAUAAAAAGACAAGGUUGGUACAAAGCCUUGAGCUUUGAUAAACCUACCUCAGAAUUUCCCUCUAGCAGGGGGGUAUGUAGCACUGGAGCUGAAUCCAACCCCCACUGGCAGAGUAAAGCUAUUGAGCCCCUAUAGUCCGGCAGCAUUUUGUUUCAAUGUGUAACAUGUUCCAGUCACAUCCCUUGCCACAAAUUUGUAGAAAAGACAUUCUUGAAUAAAACAUAUUGGUAUUUA
Xenopus laevis (African clawed frog) is the source of this 6258-nucleotide messenger RNA. It is a transcript of the gene sorcs1.S, whose product is annotated as sortilin-related VPS10 domain containing receptor 1 S homeolog. The record is from RefSeq and is a predicted model, not a curated record. Gene Ontology annotation, biological process: post-Golgi vesicle-mediated transport. Gene Ontology annotation, cellular component: membrane; Golgi apparatus. NCBI's taxonomy places the organism in Eukaryota, Metazoa, Chordata, Amphibia, Anura, Pipidae. The transcript has 27 exons. Bases 37 to 3390 code for a protein of 1117 amino acids.